GGAAAAAGUUGGUAAUUUUAUAAUAAACUAAAAUUUGACUUUUAGGUCAACCACCCCUUUAUGAUAAUUAACCCUUACACUGCAAUUUCCCAUGGGCAACCUAAUUACCCAUAUGCUACACGACUGUGAGCAAUUGUAUUGCAAUAGAGACAACCUGCUGGCAUUGCUUCUGUCCUUCAACCCCACCCGCCACCUCGGAGACAGACACAGCAGCUGAAAAACUUGCCAAACCAGGUCCAAAGUCUUCCACACCUAUGGGAGUGUGGUCACAUGAUCAGAGUGGGAGGGCAGGGCCCCUCUGCAUAGAUAAUAUUUGCUGAUUCUGCCUACAUAACCCUUCUAGGGCUUUCCUAUCUAGGACUCCAGGCUCUUGCUAUCUGCUGUAGGCAUGGCACCGCUGACUGAUGAGCAGGUCCAGAGGUUCCAUAGGGAUGGAUACCUGGUACUGGAGGGGAUCUUUAGCCCCCAGGAGUGUGAGAGGAUGAAGCAGGAGAUUGGCAAGAUUCUGGAAGAAAUGGAUGUGCCGUCCCAUUGCCGCACAGAGUUCAGCACACAGCACGAAGAUCAGCUCCAUGCCCAGGGCAAUGCUGAUUAUUUUAUGACCAGCGGAGAUAAGAUUCGGUUUUUCUUUGAGAAAGGGGUGUUUGAUGAGAAAGGUAACUUCCUGGUGAAGAGGGAGAAGUCUGUGAAUAAGAUUGGGCAUGCUUUGCACGCUCACAAUGCUGUCUUCAAAGAGGCUACCCACAAGGCCCAAGUACAGGAGACGGGAAGGCAUCUAGGCCUUAAGAAACCUGUCAUUGUGCAGAGCAUGUACAUAUUUAAGCAACCCGGUAUUGGAGGCGAAGUAACCCCACACCAAGAUGCCACAUUCUUAAACACGGAGCCACUUGGGCGGAUAAUUGGAUUUUGGAUCGCUGUUGAAGAUGCAACAGAAGAAAAUGGCUGCUUGUGGUUUAUUCCAGGAUCUCACCGCGCUGGUAUUUCUCGGCGCAUGGUUCGUACCCCACCAGGCACCUUCCCAUUGACAGAGUUUGUGGGAAAAGAGCCAAAGUACGAUGAGGAUCAGUUUGUAGCUGCACCCGUUCCUAAAGGGGGCCUGGUUCUCAUUCAUGGAGAAGUUGUCCAUAAAAGUGAACAGAACAGUUCUCCAAAUUCUCGCCAUGCCUAUUCUUUCCAUGUGAUGGAAUCAGAAGAAACUAAAUGGAGCCCAGAUAACUGGCUUCAAGCAACACCUGAGCUUCCAUUCCCUUCCCUGUUUACAUAGAACAGCACUGGAACAUUUGCUGGAGCCUUUCUUCACAACAAAAUGAAACCUACAGCUAAACUAGUAACAUACAUCAAUGGGAUUUUUUAAAGAAUAUCCAAAGAAUUUAUAGUAACAGAAAAGUGAUACCAAGUUACAUUGCAAGAACCCAUUAUAACCCCCCCCCCCCCAGCCUCUCAGGGGCAAGUCAGUAUUGCAUACAGAUAUUACAUGGGACUUCAUUAUUGUCUGUAGAUUAAAGAAAAAACAUUGCAUUUUGUGGUGUGCAAAGUACAAUAAAAAUGACUUUCACUUGUUUCAUAA
Messenger RNA from Xenopus laevis (African clawed frog), 1567 nucleotides. RefSeq names its product phytanoyl-CoA dioxygenase domain containing 1 S homeolog (gene phyhd1.S). The record is from RefSeq and is a predicted model, not a curated record. Lineage: Eukaryota; Metazoa; Chordata; Amphibia; Anura; Pipidae. Bases 389 to 1264 code for a protein of 291 amino acids. The transcript is spliced from 11 exons.